Messenger RNA from Wasmannia auropunctata (little fire ant), 1402 nucleotides. RefSeq lists its product as uncharacterized. Lineage: Eukaryota; Metazoa; Arthropoda; Insecta; Hymenoptera; Formicidae. The transcript is spliced from 6 exons. Bases 95 to 1315 code for a protein of 406 amino acids. The record is from RefSeq and is a predicted model, not a curated record.
GACUUGAAGGUCUCGACAAAUAAACAAGUUAUACCUGUCACUGUAAUAAAAUCGUUAUUAAGCUAUCGCAUCACCGAAUAAUCGCUGAUUUUAAAUGGCUCUAAAUACAUCGUCAUGGCUGAAUCAAUGCUUCGUGGAGAAGAUCCUGCGAAAGUCGGAAAGCGACGAUUCAAUUCAAGUGAUCGAUAUAUUGUCGAAACCGGGCUCGAAUAAGGGUGAUAAUUAUCUCUGCGAUAUUAUCAGAAUUACUGCUGAAUUUACGCGUGAACAAGACGGACAUAAGAUUAUGAAAAAGAAAUCAAUCAUCGUUAAAGUUUCGCCCACCACCAAAUGUGUUCGAUACAAUAUUGUCACACAAUCAGGUUGCUUUCGUGUUGAAAUAUCGAUGAUGUUAGAUACCUUGAAUAAAAUGAAUAAGUUAUUAAGUCCAAAACACCGUUUAAAUGGGAAAGUUCUAUACGUGCAAAGUGAAAAUCCAUUACUUCUAGUGGUCGAGGAUCUCGUGCCUCUCGGUUUUCAUAUGGCCGAUCAUGGAUCUGGUCUCGACUUAGCUCAUUCCAUGCUGGUGCUUUGCGGAAUAGCCAGGUUUCAUGCAGCCUCUGUAGCUGUAUGCGAAAAAGAACCAAAACAAAAAGAGAUGUAUACUGGAGGAUUAUUUAACAACAAAAAUCCGUCAGAAGUGAAAGAUUUUUUCAAUGUAGGUACUAAAGCUUUAUCGGAGGAGAUUAUAAAUUGGCCAGAAAUAAAAAAAUAUUCGGAAAAGAUUGCUAAACUCUCCGAUCAUGUAUAUCAAAUAGGAAUAGAUGCAACCAAGCUCUCUGAGGAUGAAUUUAAUGUUAUUAAUCACGGCGAUUGUAACAUAAAAAAUGUGUUGUUUAAAUAUGGCAAUGAUGGCAAUCCUAUUAAUCAUAUUUUUGUAGACUUCCAGGGCAGCGUCUACACAUCACCGGCACUCGAUCUUCUAUUUUUUCUCAGUACAAGUGUUUCCUUUGAUGUCAUUGAAAAUAAGAGAGAUGUUUUAUUAAACGAAUACCUUGGCACCUUGUCGACGACUAUGAAACAAUUGAACUGCAAGACGCAGCCGCCCACAAUGAAGGAAUUGAAGGAUAUCAUGAAGCGAAGAGCUGGCAUUGAAAUGGUAUCAUCUUUCGCGGCUUUACCGUUAAUGCUGUGCCCUAAGACUGAAGCGAAAGAUUUUGAUGAGAUCAUGAACACUGGUACUUGGGUUAAUCCAGGCUUAAAGAGCGAGAAUUUUAAAAAAAUUAUGAUAAAGAGAAUCCCACUGUAUGAUGAGUGGGGUUUACUAGAUCUCUGAUGCAUAAAUGAUUUCUAAUUAUUAUCAGAAAUAAAAAUGAAAAAGAAAUAGAAAUCUAAUAAAGAAUUUAAAAAAUAAAAGACAUAU